Fundulus heteroclitus (mummichog) is the source of this 4320-nucleotide messenger RNA. Its product is annotated as junction-mediating and -regulatory protein. Gene Ontology annotation, cellular component: cytoplasm; nucleus. The transcript is spliced from 10 exons. Lineage: Eukaryota; Metazoa; Chordata; Actinopteri; Cyprinodontiformes; Fundulidae. Gene Ontology annotation, biological process: 'de novo' actin filament nucleation; positive regulation of apoptotic process; Arp2/3 complex-mediated actin nucleation. The record is from RefSeq and is a predicted model, not a curated record. Gene Ontology annotation, molecular function: transcription coactivator activity; actin binding; Arp2/3 complex binding. Bases 714 to 3314 code for a protein of 866 amino acids.
UCGGAUUUGAGCAGGUCUACUUCAACUGAAAUUUUUAAGGUAAAAGAAAAAAAUAAGUUGUGUGCAUUGUUUAGAUACAACAUGUAUAGAAAACAACUGCAUCACCGCUUGUUAUUGAAUAUAAAUUAGGUUUUUAGUGAAAAUUCCACAUUCCAGGAAGCCCUUUAAUGCAGCAUCCUCCUGGUCUGUGCCAAUGAGUAAUAAUAAUAAUACCUCGGACUUGCUAUCAGUGGUGGAGAAGAUGCUACCCUUGAAGACGCCUCGGUUGAACAAACAUGCAACCCACGCGUGUCGUUUCUGAACGAUGCGCCCCUCUGUUUUAGCUCCACGCGGCCACUCCGUGGUAAGAAAGGCGGUCCGGAGCGCAGGCGGCGGGGGAUAACGGGACGCAGCUCGAGAGGCUGCGGCGGCUCGGUCCGCUGGGCCGGCGGUAAACAGAACCCCACGGUGGCCUGUUGUCCCUGCGUUUCCGUGGAUGGGGGUAAAAACACGGCUGGCGGCUGCAGGAGGCUGAAAAUAGGCGGCGGCGGGAGGAGGAGGAGGAGGGGGGGACAUCCGAGUCAGAGGCAGGUGGGCCAGAGAUGGGAGACGCAGCGCUCCGAAUCCAUCCGCCCCAAAGCUCGGAGCAUCGCCCCGCAGGAGGACGCACGGCUCCUUUUUGACGCUGGCCGUCUGAACCGGUGCUGGAGUCUGUUCUCAAAUCCUUGGCGGACAUGUCCUUCGCCAUGGAGGACAACCUGGAGUCGGGAUGGGUAGCCGUCCGACCCAACGCGUUUGAGGAGAAGGAGAAGCACAAAUUUGUGUUUAUCGUGGCCUGGAACGAGGUGGAGGGGAAAUUUGCCAUUACGUGUCACGAUAGGACGGUUCAGAGGCGAAGCCUGGGCAGGGAGCCUCCUGCGGGACCGAGCGGCUGGGACGGGGACAAAACAAGAUGGCCCGAGAGUCCUGUCGGGGAGAAAGCGUGUCGGAGUCCGAGCAAAGGCGGCAGCCCUAAAGCGAAGUCCGGCAAACAGGCGCUCCGGACGGGAGAGGAGCAGCUGCGCGCGUCGCUGGACUCCCUGGAGCUGGAGGAGCUGGACGGCCCGAGCAGAGAGCACUGCAGCUGGGCAGGGCUCUUCUCCUUCCAGGACCUGCGGGCCGUCCACCUGCAGCUGUGCGCCGUCAACUCGGUCCUGGAGCCCUGCCUGCCGGUGUUCCCGGAGGAGCCGGCCGGCGUGUGGACGGUCCUGUUCGGCCCGCCGGAGGUGCCGGAGGCGGAGAUGGACGAGCUGUGCCGCGGCCUGCAGGUGUACCUCGGCCACGCGCUCGACACCUGCGGGUGGAAGAUCCUGUCGCGGGUUCUGUUCACGGAGAACGACGACCCGGACGAGUACUACGAGAGUCUGAGCGAGCUGCGGCAGUCCGGCUACGAAGAGGCCGUGAGCCGCGCGACGAGACACCUGCAGGCGCUGCUGGACAGACACAAAUCCACGGACAGCAUGGUGGAGCUGCUGGAGUUGUAUGAGGAAGAGGACCGGGCCUACGGAGGUCUGCUGGAAGCGUCCACACAGCUGUACCAGUACCUGCUGCAGCCCUUCAGAGACAUGAGGGAACUGGCAAUGCUGCGCAGGCAGCAGAUAAAGAUUUCCAUGGACAAUGACUAUUUGGGUCCCAGACGGAUCGAGGCGCUAAGGAAGGAGGACACGGACUGGCAGAAGAAAGCCCAGGAGGCGGUCCUCAGCAUCCAGGAGUUCACCGUGAAAUACUUUGAGAUCACUGCCAGAGCCCAGAAAGGGGUGUACGAGCGGAUGAAGGUGGAUCAGCGCAAAUUUGGGAAAUCCUCUUGGACAGCAGCGGUGGAGCGCAUGGAGAGACUCCGCUACUCUGUGGCCAAGGAAACCCUACAGCUGCAGAGAGCGCGGGAGAUCUGUCUGGAGCAGAGGAAGCACACACUUCGAGAGCAGAUGCAGAGUCUGUGUAGCAGUGAGGAUGCCAUGGCCCUCUUGGACCACAUGGAGACGCAGUACUAUGAGCUCCAGCUCCAGCUGUAUGACAUACAGGCUGAGAUACUGCAGUGUGAGGAGCUACUCCUCACUGCACAACUGGACAGCAUUCGCAGGCAGAUGACAGAGCGUCAGGAUGAGGUGGUGUAUUAUGACACCUUUGAAAGCGCCGACGAUAUAACGCACGAUAACACCGGAGAGAAAGAGGAGCUGCGCAGACUUCAGGUCAGCGCUCGACAGCUUGAAGCCAGAAGGGGGCGCAUCAGUGCCAAGCGAUCCUACCUGCGCAACAAAAGGGAGAUCUGCGUAUCCAAGCACACUCAGAAACAGCAGAGACGUCACAGCAUCCUCAAGGACCCGUUUUCCCACCCUGGCUUACAGCUCGGAAACCAAGAGGAGGAAGACGAGGAACUGAAGAGUAGCAGAGUUAGUCAGGAGAGGCAAAGGACUCUGGACAGGCUGCGCUCCUUCAAACAGCGGUACCCGGGUCAGGUGAUCCUGAAGUCCACUCGUCUCCGGGCGCCCCACGGCAGAAGGAGGGAGCGAGGCAGAGGCGCAGACGCGAGCGGCGCAGGCGGGAGGGAGGAGUGCGUGGAGUCGGUCAGCGUGCAGACCCGGGACCAGCCGCUGUGUCUGAGCACCAGCGUGCAGACGGACCCCAGCGCCACCCUCACCACUCAGCCCGUCGCCACUCUCACAGCAUCCGUUCCUCCUCUGCCCGUCGCCAGCCCCGCAGAUUCCUCCUGCUCCCCCUGCUCCCUCUCCUCCCUGCUGGCAUCCCCCAUCUCCCCUCCUCCACCUCCCCCGCCACCGCCUCCACCACCGACGAAGGAGGAGUCCUCUCCUUCCAGCAGCGUGGCUCAGUACAGGCCCAAGGCUGAAGGGAGGAGUGCGGAAGAGGAGCUAAUGCUCUCACCGCUCGGUCCUUUCAUCCCUCGCUUUUUUGACAGCAGCCAGCUGGUGAGCGCACGCAAGAAGCUGAGGAAGACGCCGGAGUUUGACUCCCACAGCAGAAGAGUGAGCUCACCUAUGGACGAAGUGCUCGCCUCCCUAAAGAGAGGCAGCUUCCACCUGAAGAAGGUCGACCAGCGCGCGGCUCCGUCCGCCAAGGACGACGACGACGACGACCCCAACAGCAUCCUGGCUCAAAUACGCAAGGGGGUCAAACUGAGGCGCGUCCCCUGCAAGGACAGAAAGGACCUGGGAGAGCUCCCUGCGUCCACCGACCCCUUGACAAGGAGCAUUCACGAGGCGCUGCGCCGGAUCAAGGAGGCCUCGCCAGAGUCCGACUCAGACGAGGACGGGCUGACGGCCCCUGACUGGGAAAGCUAGGCUUCACAGGAAACCCCUCACUGACAACACACAGAGUUUUCUGCACUCUGCACUGUAAACACGCACGUUCACUCAUUACCUUGGUGAUUAAGCCAAGUCCAGUUAUCACCAAAUGCUCCAGCGGCUUUAGUUUGGUUUGUUUUUUUUGUUUUUUUGCACAACAUACACCAUCAUGUAGAAGAUGGUCUUUUUUUUCAGGUUUUUUUUUAUCUGUCUAAUCACACUGACCUGAUGCUAUGUUUAUUUUUUUUUUCAUGUGUCUAUCACUCGUACUGUCAAAGGUCUGCACUUAACACUUGUCACCGAUGCACUGAACCGACUCUCUUAGUGGAUCUGACACGCGUCGCGUGGGUAGUUUCGUAGAACCGGGAGCCGUGGGAUUGCUGUGUUCACCCAGGGGGCUUUGUGAAAGAGAGACAGCGAGGGCAGCGGAAAAAAAACAAAAAAAAAACAUGUUACGAGUAUGCAGGGUAAUCUGGGGGGUUUAUAGGAGAUAUAAAAAAUUAAUACAUGAUUACACAAAGCCUCAGACUGGGAUUAUUGGAUUUACUGUCCAUAUUGUAAACCAUUACACCAUCAAACAUCGCCUUCUUGCGCGUUUUUGCACCCUCUAAAAACUGCUGGGUGAAAAACAACUCAGUUUGGGUUGUUUUUGCUAAUCCAGUCCGGGGUAGAAGUUGCACCGAUCCGGCCAUGGGUUGAUUUACCACAACAGGGCGGGAGCAACGGGUUUGAGACAGCUUACAAGUGACUGAUGUGCAAUGUUAGGGCUACCAAAGAGCGGGUUGAAAAGAAUAAGCCAUAACAAAGGCAGAUAAAGUCUGAAUAUGAAAAUGAAGCAUCCAUCCCUCUUCUACAACCACCCAGACCUUUCAGACGCCGUCAGGUCUGGAGGGCAUCGCUGAGGAUCAACGGGAUAAAAUCAGGGCGAAACAGCCUCACAAUGAACGCUUUACUGACAAUCAGUUCAAUUUGGAGAACCAAAUACUCAAUAUAUAACAAGAUA